Fusarium coffeatum is the source of this 5331-nucleotide messenger RNA. RefSeq lists its product as uncharacterized. The transcript has 2 exons. Gene Ontology annotation, biological process: telomere maintenance. Gene Ontology annotation, cellular component: nucleus. The record is from RefSeq and is a predicted model, not a curated record. NCBI's taxonomy places the organism in Eukaryota, Fungi, Ascomycota, Sordariomycetes, Hypocreales, Nectriaceae. Bases 1 to 5331 code for a protein of 1776 amino acids.
AUGACAUCUUCAGCCCAGGCCUCCACCAACCUCGACGAACUCCCAGCUCGACCUCCAACUCCUCCUCGAGAAUCUCUCCCGGAGAAAACAGAUCCCAUGAAGGCCUCAGUUAACCGUGCAUUCGACCCGAGAUUGAGCCUUCAGACACCGCCGAGUGCUAAUACCCCUACGUCGACCGGGGCAACCAACUCGGGUUCAAUUUCGAGACGGUCAAGGAAAAAAGUCGAAUGGUCGAGCCAUACCGAAUACAAAGAUCCUCCUGAUCUCGAGACGUCAAAGUUCUUCAGAUCCUCGCCUAUUACUACACCUUCCGCCUCCUCUAGACCCAUCAAGGGUAUCCUCAAGCCGUCACCAUCUCCGAAUCCCCUAGCAUCCUCUCUCAAUGGCCAGUCCAACGGCCUCCAGAACCAAGCCAAUAUCGCCGAAAUGUUGGACUCGACCAUCAAACAGCUCGCUGGUUCCGACCGGGAGAUGCGACUCGACGCUUACAUGAUGCUCUCUCGGGCUCUCAAGGCCUCCAAUAACUUGCCCGAUAGAGUUGCCUUGCAAGGAAAGAUGAGCCUGUUCAUGUCUUUUAUUGAGCGCGACGUUAAAGCCAAGAAUGAAAAGGGAACUCCUGACUCUUCUCUCGUCAACCAUGCCCUCAACCUCUUAACGACCUUUUUGCAUUUUCCCGCCAUCGCCUCGACUCUCACGUCCGACUUCGGCAUCUUCAUAAUCGACCAUUGCAUUCGAUGUUUCUUCGACCCAGCACUCCCCAAGGACCUGGCACGUCAUCUUAUGCAAGUAGUCGCUUUCCAGUCCUUCUCGCCCAAAGUAAUGUCUUCUGAUCGAGUUGGCCGGUUAGUUACAUCCUUGCACAAUAUCGAGAAUAAUUUGACCGGGAAGAGCAUCAUCAUGGGUCGCAUUCAGAUAUACAAGCGACUCAUCAAACAAUCUAGAAUGCACAUGGCUGUUUAUACAGACUGGCUGAAGGAUAUGUUUACGGAUAUGCUUAGUACGGUCCGAGACAUCAGAGCUCAAGCCAUCAGCUUAGGCACAGAAGCAGGCUUUGCACUUCGAAACGAGAAGAAUGUGCUGCGUAAGGUGACUGAGAUUUUACAAACCCCGGAAAACAAAGAAAGCAAACCGAACUCCAUGAUCUACAUCCAAUUUUACAUGCGAAAACUCGAGGAGAUGAUCGAGAAGAAAGACGACUUGUCGGUAGUCCCUCAAAUAUGGGCUGUAGUGACGCUCUAUCUACAAUGCCCUAUCAGUCGGUGGGCGCACUUUGCUAGGUGGUUCAGGAUCGUGCAGGACUCCUUCAAUGCGAACGAUUUACAGACCAAGCUAGAGACCAACUUUGCCUGGAACAGAUACGUCUAUCUGUCCAUUACUAGCAACAAGAUGGUGCCUAAGUCUUUGGGUGCCCUCGGACAGCCGCUUGCAAGCCAAUUGCGCCGCAGGAUCAACUCGAAACAUACGGAGGAGGCUCUGAGGCUCCGAAGAACAGUCAUGGGUGGUGUCUGCAACCUAUACUACUAUGCCUUCCGACCCAACAACGAUAUGCAGUGGACUGACUCAGCCUGGGAUCUUGUUCUUCAACCUCUGAUGGGACAACUCCUGAAUCUCGAUGGAAAGAAUGAGCUGGCCCCGGACUCAGUAACACAAGUGUCACGCAUCGUUACAGGACUCUUGGAUGUCUCUACUCCGAGAAGUUGGAAAGAGGAUCGAAUCAGGGACACGGCACUGAUAAGCCCCGAGGAGCUGCCCCCAAUCGAUUCUAGGUGGACUCGCCGAAAUUCCGAGAAGAUCUUUAGCCUCGUUGGCCCUAUCUUGGAAAGGAAGUUCACUGAUUUAGCCAAUACUGAAAGCUUGACCUACAGGCUCUGGCAAACAUUCGUGGGGUCCAUCGCUGUCGCCUCAGCAAAGGACAUCAAGGUGGCCGAUGAGACCGCACGUUUCAUAGCUCAAUCUUUCGAUGUGCUAUCGAACAUAUGGGCCAAGGGAGUCCCCGAAGAGACCGAGUUCUCGAGCACAAAAUUUCUGUCAAGUGUCCAGCACUAUAUCGAAGUCCUUGUUCGUAAUCUUGGUCUGCUUUCAUUUACUGAGAAGAAACUGUCUAUGUCUCUCGCCAAUACGUUCGAGCCUGCUCCAACGCCCUCCAACCGGCUUGAUUCCAAGUCAAGCGGAACCGUUCAAAGUCCGCUGUUGCACCUCUUCUCGAUGCUCAGCGCCAAGCCCGCAGGCGUUGCUGAUGAUGACAGCCUCGCUGAGUGUUUUCUGUCGAUCUUUGAGCCGUUCUUUCAUGACAAGCCCAAUAAAACUCGCGUUGAACUUUCACGUGAAAUGCUUCGACUUCUGCCACGGGACACUCUUUCACCCUUCGGUCCAUGGAUUCUCGCUGCCGAUAAUAUGCAGUCUCUCUUAAACCACAACACGGCUCCGUCUAGUUCAUACCCACCCAGUAGCGACAAAUUACUCGGACCCGAAUACCGAGAAAUCGUCUCUCUCCUCGAACGAGGACUUCUUUCACACCCCAAUCUUCCAGAAGAACGCUGGUUCUCCCUGUUUAACCUUCUGUCGGACCACAUUGUCAACGAGUGUGGGGAUGCUGGCCGAGCACUAGGUCUUGUGGAACCAUUGGCGAAGAUUGUUACCGACAGCUUCUUUGAAGGUUCCGACAGAUCGAAUGGAACGGCCUUGUCCAUAGCAGCUGCACUGUUCAAUGCUGCAAAACUGCCUCGCGACCGUCAGGCAGUCGAGGCUGCCAGAAGACGACUUUGGGGUGCACCUCCAACCGCAUCACGAUCGUCCUCAUUCGACCCGUACCAGCAUCUUUACCAGCUUCAAAACCAAAGCAUGAAUUUCUUGUAUGAGAACGAAACUGAGUGUGCUGAGGAGAAGAUGGUGGCUUAUGUCAAAGCUGUGGAUGCCUUCAUUGUCGCGGCCUGUUCCAAAAAUGGCAUCAAAACUCUACCAAAGCUGCAAAUUGGUCUUGCUCCUUGGAUACAGGAUGAGCAAACGCACAAAUGCUUGCGAAGCGACUCUCCUGUUUCUGGACCAAUGCGAUCCCUCUGGGACAACAUUUGCGCGCAGCUUUUAGUACUUGGCCGAUUAGAUAAGAAGGAUGUUGACACCAUCGAGCCACUCUUCGCCGCCGGGUUCAGAAGCAAACAUCGUCAUGUUGUGAACAAGAUGGCGGAGACGUGGAACGUUCUGGUAAAGGACGAGGAGAGUUUGGAUUGUUCCGAAAGCCUCAAAUCAAUCAUAGCCUCUCUUCGUCCAACAGUUGAUGUCUUAUAUCCGGGCAUGGAAGAGUCAAGCGGUGAUUUUGGUGCUCAAGUUCAGUCAUUUGUGGAAUCACAGGAUGACUUGAGUUUCGUAGCACUCUCAUCGGCCAAGUCGACAGGCCCAGAUAUUGAGCUAACCCUUCCACCAGCACCCUCAAUGACACCACUGAGUGCGAAAGGUCCACUGACGCGGAAGCGCCGUAGGGAUGCGACUCCCGACUCAGUCAAGACGAAAUCGGCCAAACGAACCACCACCCCUCGUCUCCGCCAUGACAACUCUCAGAUCCAAUUUGCUCCAAUUGUCUCCUCGCCACUGGUUGGGGAGUCUCAACAUCUCACAGAGAGACAAAAGGAAGUUCGUCAACGACAAGAUGAGAAUGUUGGUCUGUAUCCUGGUAUUCAAUCCAGUCCUCGGACACGGUCGCAAGUUGCUGCUGAGGAGAAACCCGAAGACUCGAAACCUAGGAAUGUCGAAACUACUCCUGAGCGACCCGCGUCAUACGAAGAGUUUAUUACUUCAACCCCAACCCCUCGACGGGGUCUGGCUCUGCACCUUGAGGGCAUCAAUGACCCGCCCUCGUCGCCCCCCGAGCCGAGACGCAAUCCUCUCUUGUCUGAGAUUCAAACUCGAUCGAAAGCUAGGGACUCGAUGGAGAGUUGGCAAUUCUCGUCUCCACCUGGAACACCCUCCAUUGACCUGCAGGCCGUAGAAGCUCUACCAGAAGCACAAACCCCGACUAAGAGUAGCUCAUCGGUUAAGAACAAGCGCUCUAAGCGACGCGGAAGAAAGUCAGGAUCUUCUAAGAGGAACCAAGCUAACUCCUCCAAUGCUUCGAGCCAGGAGGCGGCGGAAGAGGUGAGCGUGUUGCCGAAUGCCCCCCAGACACAGGAUAUGGAAGAGGCGGAACAAGGGAAGAGCGAACUACCCAACCACGACCAGAUGGGUAGCCCUCGGCCAGCGGAGAAACUCCAAGAAACACCAAAGUCCGGCGAUGAUGAAUUUGUGGAUGCUCGGACAAGCCCCGUUGCGGCUGCAGACAACGCAGCGCAUCCAGUUGCCCAGAAACCAGCACCCAGCCAGAACCACGAAUCCUCUUUUGCACUCAGCGAAGGAGAUGAAAGCAGCUUCAUGCGAUUCGUAGUCGAGCUUGAAUCAAGGCCAAAUCAUCAUGAAAAGUUCGAAUCUGUCUCAGUUUCCCCUGAGAAGACGAAACGUGUUUCUCCCGAAAAGUGCAUUGAGGUCCAAGGUGAUACCUCGGCCGAGGAUGAACCUAAGGCUACAACGCAAACCUCGCUGGCAGAUGUUGUUCCCUCGACGCCUAUAGAGGCCGGGUCGGAGACCUCCGAGGUUCAGCCUACAAGCACUCGAGGAAGUAGGAGGAAGAGGAAGCGAGGUUCUUUGUCCACCGAAACUCGCAGCAAAAGGAGGCGACCGGCUCACACGCCAGCACAAGAGCAACCUGGGGAUAGCCAGUCAACUUCUCAAGAACCAAAGUCGCCUGUGUCAACUGUACGACGAUCUUCAAGACGAAAAUCGGGACAGGUGAGCAAGGAUCUCCAGAACAAAGAAUCUCAAGUGUCGCCAUCCAAGAAAGCAAAGCGAUCAUCUAUGUCUCAAGCGCCGCAGACAAGAUCAAAAGCGGCUGAUGUGCAGGAUGGCGGUGAUACAGAUGAGGAGUUGAUGUCACAACUAGUUACAGAGUCUAUUGCAGCAUCGCAGAGUCAAGAGCCAGAGCUUGAGGUCGAAAUUCCUGACGCACUUGUUCCAGACUCUAUGGAAGAUAUGUCAGUCGACGAAGAAGUGGCUAUAGAAGAGCCGGCAGUUGAACUGCAGGACCUUGUGGAAGAGGCUCAGGACGCAGUGGCUGAAACUGAGCAGGCGGAAGCAGAGGAGGAAGCCGUCGAAGUCAAGUCAGACUCCAUCAUGGAGACUCUACGUGGUGGACUGAAGCAGCUACAGGGAGCAGCAUUAUCUCGCGAUGAAGUAUACCGAUUGGAAGAUAUGUUGAUGGAUAUGAAGAGAGAGCUCUUCGAAGCGGAACGACGAGGAAGACUUUAA